UAUAUUCCUUCAAAAACUCCUCACACUCUCCUGUCCCCCUCAGCCCCUGUGACCACUAGUCCAACAUACUCUCACUUUACUCAAAACACACUCUCCCUGUCUCUCCCUCUCUAUGUUUACUCUGCUCUCCUUUCCCUUCUACACAUGCACCUUUUCUUAUAGUUCUUCAGAGAUCUCUCAUCACCUUCAAUGGCAAUAAGCCCAGUGGUUACUAUCUCUCUAUAUUAACUUUAUAAGAAUCCUUUUCUUUUUACUACUCUUGAGAGUCAACUCAUUGGCUUACAAAACUUUUUCCAUAUUUUGUUUUUCUGAGGAGAGCUUGGUUCUGGGGCCAUAAUGGCAGAAACCACAGAAGCUAAUAGACCAUCAUUGCCAGAAGCAGAGAAGAAGAAAGAGCAAAGCUUGCCAUUCUAUCAGCUUUUCUCAUUUGCUGACAAAUAUGAUUGGUUACUUAUGAUCUCUGGUAGCAUAGGAGCCAUUAUUCAUGGCUCUUCAAUGCCUGUUUUUUUCCUCUUGUUUGGUGAAAUGGUUAAUGGGUUUGGCAAGAACCAAUCUGAUUUGUAUAAAAUGACUCAUGAAGUCUCCAAGUACGCUCUCUAUUUUGUGUAUCUUGGUAUUGUUGUGUGCCUAUCAUCCUAUGCAGAGAUUGCAUGCUGGAUGUACACUGGAGAAAGGCAAGUGAGUACAUUGAGAAAGAAGUAUUUAGAAGCAGUUUUGAAACAAGAUGUUGGAUUCUUUGACACAGAUGCUAGAACUGGGGAUAUUGUCUUUAGUGUCUCAACUGACACCCUUCUUGUCCAAGAUGCCAUUAGUGAGAAGGUGGGGAAUUUUAUACAUUAUUUAUCUACAUUUUUAGCCGGGCUAGUGGUUGGUUUUGUGUCCGCGUGGAGGCUGGCAUUGCUAAGUGUAGCAGUGAUACCAGGAAUAGCUUUUGCUGGGGGUUUGUAUGCUUAUACUCUCACUGGACUCACGUCCAAGAGCCGUGAAUCUUAUGCGCAGGCCGGUAUAAUUGCUGAGCAGGCUAUUGCGCAAGUUCGGACAGUUUACUCUUUUGUUGGUGAGAGCAAAGCCCUGAGUUCUUAUACAGAUGCAAUACAAAACACGUUGAAGCUUGGAUACAAGGCUGGAAUGGCCAAAGGUUUGGGGCUGGGAUGUACCUAUGGAAUAGCAUGCAUGUCAUGGGCCCUUGUAUUCUGGUAUGCUGGUGUUUUUAUCAGGAAUGGACAGACCGAUGGAGGGAAAGCAUUCACGGCCAUUUUCUCUGCAAUUGUUGGUGGCAUGAGUCUGGGCCAGUCGUUUUCUAAUCUUGGUGCAUUUAGCAAAGGUAAAGCAGCUGGAUACAAAUUGAUGGAGAUUAUCAAGCAAAGGCCUUCCAUAACUCAAGAUGCCGUAGAUGGGAAAUGCCUGGCUGAGGUUAACGGAAAUAUAGAAUUCAAGAGUGUAACAUUCAGUUACCCAUCCAGGCCAGAUGUUAUUAUAUUCCGUGAUUUCUCAAUCUUCUUUCCUGCUGGAAAGACCGUUGCUGUUGUUGGUGGCAGUGGAUCAGGAAAAAGCACUGUUGUCUCUCUAAUAGAGAGAUUUUAUGAUCCUAAUCAGGGGCAAGUUUUGCUGGAUAACGUGGACAUAAAAACCUUGCAAUUAAGAUGGCUACGUGAUCAGAUUGGGUUGGUGAACCAAGAACCUGCACUGUUUGCAACUACUAUACUCGAGAACAUACGAUAUGGAAAGCCUGAUGCAACAAUGGACGAAGUGGAAGCUGCCACUUCUGCUGCAAAUGCUCAUAGCUUCAUUACUUUGCUUCCUAAUGGAUACAACACUCAGGUGGGAGAGCGAGGAGUCCAACUCUCAGGUGGCCAGAAACAGAGGAUUGCAAUUGCUAGAGCUAUGUUGAAGAACCCGAAGAUCCUGCUUCUUGAUGAAGCAACCAGUGCUCUUGAUGCAAGUUCUGAGAGCAUUGUUCAAGAAGCAUUAGACCGCCUCAUGAUUGGAAGAACAACUGUAGUUGUUGCGCAUCGACUCUCCACCAUUAGAAAUGUUGAUACGAUUGCAGUUAUUCAGCAAGGGCUAGUUGUUGAGACAGGAACCCAUGAAGAACUCAUUGCCAAAGCAGGAGCAUAUGCUUCUCUAAUCCGAUUCCAAGAAAUGGUGAGAAAUAGAGACUUUGCUAACCCAUCCACUCGCCGGUCACGCUCAUCACGACUAAGCCAUUCACUUUCAACAAAGUCUCUAAGCUUGCGGUCUGGCAGUUUACGAAACUUGAGCUAUUCAUACAGCACUGGUGCUGAUGGCCGUAUUGAGAUGAUCUCAAAUGCUGAAACUGACCGUAAAAACCCCGCACCUGAUGGCUAUUUCUGCAGGUUGCUAAAGCUGAAUGCUCCUGAAUGGCCUUAUUCGAUAAUGGGUGCUGUAGGAUCCGUGCUUUCUGGGUUUAUAGGUCCAACCUUUGCUAUUGUGAUGAGCAAUAUGAUUGAAGUUUUCUACUAUAGAAACCCGGCCUCCAUGGAAAGGAAGACAAAAGAAUAUGUUUUUAUAUACAUUGGUGCUGGUCUUUAUGCUGUCGUUGCAUACUUGAUUCAGCAUUACUUCUUCAGCAUUAUGGGAGAGAACCUCACUACAAGAGUGAGGAGGAUGAUGCUUGCGGCAAUUUUGAGGAAUGAAGUUGGAUGGUUCGAUGAAGAAGAGCAUAACUCAAGCCUAGUUGCAGCUCGAUUAGCUACCGAUGCUGCAGACGUAAAAUCUGCAAUAGCUGAGAGGAUAUCCGUCAUACUACAAAACAUGACUUCUCUCCUCACUUCAUUCAUAGUUGCUUUCAUAGUAGAAUGGAGGGUCUCCCUUCUCAUUUUAGCCACCUUCCCUCUUCUCGUCCUCGCCAACUUUGCCCAGCAACUCUCUCUCAAAGGAUUUGCUGGAGACACAGCCAAGGCCCAUGCAAAGACUAGCAUGAUUGCUGGUGAGGGGGUGAGCAAUAUCCGAACUGUUGCAGCCUUCAAUGCCCAAGGCAAGGUCCUCUCUCUGUUCUGCCAUGAGCUUCGUGUUCCGCAGCUUCAUAGCCUACGUCGAAGUCAAACUUCUGGCCUCCUCUUUGGCCUCUCUCAGCUUGCUCUUUAUGGUUCUGAAGCUCUUAUUCUGUGGUACGGUGCUCACCUUGUUAGCAAAGGGGUUUCCACAUUCUCAAAGGUCAUUAAGGUUUUCGUGGUACUGGUCAUCACAGCUAAUUCAGUUGCAGAAACUGUUAGUCUUGCCCCUGAGAUUAUUAGGGGUGGCGAAGCUGUUGGUUCUGUUUUUUCAAUUUUGGAACGUUCUACUAAGAUUGACCCUGAUGAUUCUGAGGCUGAGCCUGUUGAAUCACUUCGUGGGGAAAUUGAACUUAGACAUGUUGAUUUCGCAUACCCUUCUCGACCUGAUGUGCCUGUGUUCAAGGACUUGAACCUUAGAAUCCGAGCUGGCCAAAGCCAGGCCCUUGUUGGUGCUAGUGGGUGUGGAAAAAGUUCAGUGAUCUCGUUGAUUGAACGAUUCUAUGAUCCUAUGGCGGGGAAGGUUAUGAUUGAUGGGAAGGAUAUUCGACGAUUGAAUUUGAAGUCUCUUAGGCUUAAAAUUGGAUUGGUGCAACAAGAGCCAGCGCUAUUUGCAGCAAGCAUUUUCGAUAACAUUGCCUAUGGAAAAGACGGUGCAACUGAAGCUGAAGUAAUUGAAGCCGCUCGAGCUGCCAAUGUGCACGGGUUUGUUAGUGCAUUGCCUGAUGGAUAUAAAACGCCAGUUGGUGAGAGAGGAGUUCAGCUGUCUGGGGGUCAAAAACAAAGAAUCGCAAUAGCUAGGGCUGUUCUUAAGGACCCAGCAAUCCUACUACUGGAUGAGGCUACAAGUGCACUUGAUGCCGAAUCAGAAUGUGUGCUACAAGAAGCACUCGAGAGGCUAAUGAGGGGCCGAACCACAGUGCUUGUGGCUCAUCGUUUAUCCACCAUUAGAGGGGUGGAUAGCAUUGGAGUUGUGCAGGAUGGGCGGAUUGUGGAGCAAGGCAGCCAUUCCGAACUGGUUAGCCGGCCCGACGGGGCUUACUUUAGACUUUUGCAGCUACAGCACCAUCACAUAUGAGAGAGCAUUUUGAUUGAAGCAGCAUGGCCUUGUUGAUUGUUAAUUAUGUUUGGGGUUCCAUUAACCUUGUGUUUCUAUUUUUCCUUCUUUUUUUUUUGGACGAUGAUGACAGUUGUAGAUAUGGUAAUGUGGAGACUACAUCUUGAAGAAAACUAUCCCAUCUCCAGAUGGGGUAGCAUAUGUUUAAAUAUAAAUAUCUAAGGGUGCAUAUCCAUGUUGUCUA
Molecule: messenger RNA, 4315 nt
Organism: Populus trichocarpa (black cottonwood)
Lineage: Eukaryota; Viridiplantae; Streptophyta; Magnoliopsida; Malpighiales; Salicaceae
Product: ABC transporter B family member 19
Exons: 10
Coding region: 337-4092 (1251 amino acids)
Biological process (GO): transmembrane transport
Cellular component (GO): membrane
Molecular function (GO): ABC-type transporter activity; ATP hydrolysis activity; ATP binding
Source: RefSeq, a predicted model, not a curated record